Molecule: messenger RNA, 896 nt
Organism: Cucumis sativus (cucumber)
Lineage: Eukaryota; Viridiplantae; Streptophyta; Magnoliopsida; Cucurbitales; Cucurbitaceae
Product: mitochondrial import inner membrane translocase subunit PAM16 like 2
Exons: 6
Coding region: 299-649 (116 amino acids)
Biological process (GO): protein import into mitochondrial matrix
Cellular component (GO): TIM23 mitochondrial import inner membrane translocase complex
Source: RefSeq, a predicted model, not a curated record
GUUUCUUACAUGAAAGAAAGGGAAGCCCUAGGCCCAACAAUUUUGGUUCUUUUCCACCAUUGUUUUCUCUGUUUCUCCCUCUGGCAGCCAUUCCCAUACCCAAACUCCCUCACCUAUCAUAUUUCAUUUCUUCUCCUUCUCCAUUGCUGCCUAAAAGCUCCAUCCCAAGAUUAAGUUUCGUGUCUUCUGGGGGUUCAUACGUUCGCCAAUCCUCAAGUUUCCACAAUUCUUUUUCUUUUUUUCUAGCUCUUGCGGCUUCAACGAUUCUGGACCUGUUGUCAAGGCCAGCCACUUAAUCAUGGCUGCAAAAAUUCUUGCCAAUUUAAUUGUUAUGGGCUCUGGGAUACUUGCGAGGGCCUUUGUUCAAGCCUACCGUCAAGCCCUUGCAAAUGCUUCAAAGUCUGGUGUUGCUCAAGAGACAAUGCAAAACACUGUUCGUAGAGCAAGCAAAGUGAUGACGGAGCAAGAAGCGAGGCAGAUUCUUGGUGUCACCGAGGAAACGCCUUGGGAAGAAGUUGCAAAGAAAUAUGACGCCUUGUUUGAAAGAAAUGCUCAAACUGGAAGCUUUUAUCUUCAGUCAAAAGUUCACAGAGCCAAGGAACGAUUAGAAACUCUCUAUCAGAACAAAGGUCAGGAUGCCCCUAGCUGAGUGUUCUGAGAAAUGUGUUAGUUUUGAACAUUUUACUGAUCUUGUAUAAUUUUUAUUUUCAUUAUGGUUGGCAAGGCAUAAAUGAUGAAAUUGGUGUUGUCUUUGUGUUUUUUUUUUUUUACAUAUAAUUUCUCUUCUAAUUAAAGGUAGUUGUUUUUGGAGGUAAUAUGUAAAUUAUCAUUUGGACAAUUUGCAUAUACUGCAAUAUUAACACAAAAUAAUAGUAAAUUAGAUCAAUCUAUAACUA